GCCAUUUUUUUUUGUAACGAGCGUAUCCGCUUGGUUGGAUGCAUGCCUGUUCUCAACGUUUACUACUAUGAGUGCUAUUUUUGAACCGCCGAAAAUUCAAGAUAAUUUAAAUGGAUGGGGUCCAUGCGAUGCUCCCGAACAAUUCAAAGAUCUACCGUAUGCGCCUUUUUCUAAAAGCGAUCGUUUAGGCAAGGUAUCUGAUUGGAGCGGCACGACAUAUCAGGAUAGAAGAUAUACGUAUAAGUAUUCAUCUCAGUUUGGUGCUCAGCCCAGUGUAUACACGUACUACCAUGAUGAGGACGAGUCAUCUUUCCAACUGGUUGACACAACCAAAGUACAAAAACCUAUUUACCAGAGGGGGAAAGUUAGGUUCAAUCAGAACAAAUUGAAGAAAGAAAGGGAGAAGAGACAGCAAGCACAGGCCAGUAUGCAAGUGCUUUCUAAGACACAGAAGAGUAGAGAACGAGAUCGACAGAGACAACUGAGAAAGUGGCAGAAACAAUUUGGUAAACAGAUGCAGGAACAAAUGAAAAAGGUUCAGAUCAAACACAGAAAUGCUUCAGUCCAGGUUAAGGAUACAUGGGUGGUCAUUGAGGAAAUGGAUUUUCCUAGAUUGAGUAAGCUGUCAUUGCCAAACAUUGCUGAGCCUGUUGAUUUACUGAAAUGUGGUUCAGUUGAGUUCUAUGACAAGGCCUACGACAGAGUUACGACAAAGAAUGAAAAGAAGCUAGCUCGAGUUAACAGAAUCUUCCAUCGCAUCACCACCACAGAUGACCCAAACAUCAGACAACUAUCAAAGAAGACAGGCAAUGUGUUUGCAACAGAUUCCAUCUUGAGUGUGCUGAUGUGCUUGUGUCGAUCUGUCUACUCCUGGGACAUCAUCGUCUCUAAGGUCGGCAAGAUUCUCUUCUUUGACAAGAGGGAUGAAUCAGAUUUUGACCUGCCAACAGUUAGUGAGACAGCAACGGAACCUCCGCAAGAUGAUGGCAUGAACUCUCCAAAGAAUCUAGCCCUAGAGGCCACCUAUAUCAACCACAACUUCUCGCAACAAGUCCUCAAGAUGGGAGAUGAGAGGCAUGACUUUGGUGAAGCCAACCCAUUUGCUAGACCAGAGGAGCAGAGUGAAAUUGCAUCUGUUGGCUACAGAUAUCGAAAAUGGGACCUUGGCAAUGGCAUUGAGUUGGUGUGCAGAUGUGAACAUGACUGCGCCACCUUUGGACCCAAUGGAGAACUUCAGUUCAUGAAUGUUAAAGCUCUUAAUGAGUGGGACUCUAAGUACUCAGGUGGUGUGGACUGGCGAUCGAAACUGGACACUCAGAGGGGGGCAGUCCUUGCAACAGAGCUGAAGAACAACAGCUGCAAACUGGCCAAGUGGACUGUAAGUUCGCUGCUCGCUGGAUCUGACCUCAUCAAGUUUGGUUAUGUAUCUCGGAUUCAUCCAAAAGACUCUGGCAAGCACGUCAUCCUGGGUACUCAGCACUUCAAGCCGACUGAGUUUGCCCAGCAGAUCAACCUCAAUAUGGACAACAGCUGGGGAAUUCUGAGGUGCAUCAUCGAUAUCUGCAUGAAGCAGAAGGACGGCAAGUACCUACUUAUGAAGGAUCCCAACAAGCCGGUUAUCAGACUGUACGACAUCCCCAACAACUCGUUCGAGAGUGAGGACGAGAAUGACGACGACUCGUCUGAUGAUUCUGACCAAGAUGACGACGGUGAUGAGGAGGACGACGACGACGAAGUGCAUGACGCCACUGUCGCUGAGGAAGAGGAAGUCGAUGAAAGCAUUGUUGAAAGCGUCGUGGUCCAGUGAUGAACUAAGAGUGUUAUCAUCAUCACGUCAGAUGUCAUCUACUCACCUAGGCUAUCGUCAUCAUCACUAUUAUUAUUAUUAUUUUUUUUUUAUUAAGAUUUGUGGUUUUGUAGAAAUAAACCAAAGAAUAAUAAAAAUAAUAACAGUUAUUGUUAUUUAAUUCUUUUUUUUUAUUAUUUCAUUAUGUAAUCGGCUUCAUCAUGAUUUUGGUGAUGGUGAUUUUGAAGAUGAUGGUGGUGAUGUUUGCGAUGAUGGUGAGGACGAUAGUGAAUUAUGAAUUAGAUCAAUUUGGUUUUCGUUCAUUUGUUUUUUUUUAUUUUUAUUUAGAUCAUUGAUUGGUUGAGUUUAUUCACGAAUGUAUUAUUAAAAAUGAUGAAAAAACCUGGUUGGUGGUUGUCAUAUUUUUAGAUGUUUUCAAUUUAUAUAAUGGUUGUUCAAUGCCAGAUGGUAGGACUCUGUACCAUUUGUGUGUAUGUAUGUGUGUGUGUGUUUGUGUGUCCGUUGUAAUUUACAAUAAUUUGUUAAGUUAUUAUUAUUAGAUUGCUAAUUAUCUGUUCUUUUCUUUUGUUAGUAAUAAAAUUAUUUUUUGUUUAUGUUGUAAUAGUUUCGUGCAAAAUUGUUAAAGAAAUAAAAUGGUAUGUCUACUUUGGAGUU
This is a messenger RNA of Helobdella robusta, 2461 nucleotides long. RefSeq lists its product as hypothetical. The record is from RefSeq and is a predicted model, not a curated record. Gene Ontology annotation, cellular component: eukaryotic translation initiation factor 3 complex; cytoplasm. Gene Ontology annotation, molecular function: translation initiation factor activity. Gene Ontology annotation, biological process: translational initiation. Bases 68 to 1807 code for a protein of 579 amino acids. The transcript is spliced from 16 exons. Lineage: Eukaryota; Metazoa; Annelida; Clitellata; Rhynchobdellida; Glossiphoniidae.